This is a messenger RNA of Psilocybe cubensis, 1470 nucleotides long. RefSeq names its product Cytochrome P450 monooxygenase. The transcript is spliced from 10 exons. The record is from RefSeq and is a predicted model, not a curated record. NCBI's taxonomy places the organism in Eukaryota, Fungi, Basidiomycota, Agaricomycetes, Agaricales, Agrocybaceae. The coding region runs from base 1 to 1470 and encodes 489 amino acids. Gene Ontology annotation, molecular function: iron ion binding; oxidoreductase activity, acting on paired donors, with incorporation or reduction of molecular oxygen; monooxygenase activity.
AUGCAAGUGGGCCCCCGACGUGGCCCGGAGGUCACACUAUGGUCACAAAUACCCACGAUACACCCAGAGUCCGGCGGACUGUCCGCCAGACUGUCCGCGCGAAAAAAACUCGUGGACGAACCUUUCUGCACUACUCGGCAAUAUUCAUAUGAUUCCCAGCAAAUUCGCUUUUCUCAACUGAAAAUUGCUAACGAGACCAUUAUCGUGUUAUCAAACGCAAAAAUUGUUAAGGAAAUUUUAGAAGAUCGAGCUAACGAGACUUCCGAGCGUCCUUAUACACACACGUUAGAUGUUGUUACUGGCGGGAACUACUUUGCAUUCUCGGGAUCCGAGAGUCAGGUUUGGAAAUUUGGGCGCAAGGCAAUGCAGUCUCUGGUCUCACUUCAAGCUGUCCAAACUCAUCUUCAUGUUGCUGAGAAAGAGUCGGCACGGUUAUUGUACGACAUCUUACACCAACCCGAAGUACACGACCCGAUACCACUUAUUUUCCCGUUCCGGAUACUGAUACGAGUUCUGCAGCACAUCUACACCCAUAUCACUCGUUUCACGUACUCGUUUAUGGCAUCGGUUCUCUAUGGGAAGCCUGCUCCUAGGAUCGACUCUCAAGAUUUUACCCUUUUUUGCGACUAUUUCCACCAUUUUACAAAGAUGCUUUCACCUGGCGAUGCGGCUCCGGUAGAUCUCUUCCCUGUUCUCAAAUACGUUCCAGAGCGCUGGGCGCCGUGGAAAAAACUCUGGAGAAAGACACGUCAACUUCAGCGAAUGUUGUAUUUCUCCCUGCUUGAUCACACGGAGCAGGAAUUCAGACAUGGCCCAGUAGGUGGAGGGACUAUUAUGGAAGGCCUCUUGGAAAAAAUGCCAGGUGAUGUGGUAAACAGGGAAAUGCUAGGGACUGACCUCGCAACAUUUAGGUAUAUUGGAGGAGUCAUGUUGGAUGGAGGUACUGAGACUUCAGCGGCGCUUAUCCAAUCCUUAAUUCUUUGCCUUCUCAAAUCACCUGAGUCUCUGCAAAAAGCGCAAGAGGAACUUGACGCUGUUGUCAGUCGGGAAAGACUUCCAUUUGCCUCCGAUAUAGAUCACUUGCCAUACGUUCAAGCAUUAAUAAAAGAGGUGUUUCGUAUAAGAUCUGUUGGUCCAAGUGGAGUACCGCACGCUGCAGGAAAAGACUUUCAAUAUGAUGAAUAUAUCAUUCCAAUGGGUGCUACAAUCUUCAUUAACAUGUGGGGAAUGAUGCACGACCCUGAACUGUUUGAACGGCCGGAAGAGUUUUGGCCAGAGAGGUACUUGAUGACGCCAGAUGGGACAAAGCCAGGCCUUAACAAAGGUUACACGAUCGGUCUAAACUUUAUGUUUGGGUGUGGUAAGAGUCUUGCCGUCAUGCGUCUUCUUUGGGCAUUCGACAUUUCCCCGAUUGAUGGUGAGGUAACCCAGCACUGGAGAGAAAUAGAAGUCGAGUACAAAGACGUGUAA